Molecule: messenger RNA, 12156 nt
Organism: Hypanus sabinus (Atlantic stingray)
Lineage: Eukaryota; Metazoa; Chordata; Chondrichthyes; Myliobatiformes; Dasyatidae
Product: titin-like
Exons: 1
Coding region: 7507-11553 (1348 amino acids)
Molecular function (GO): calcium ion binding
Source: RefSeq, a predicted model, not a curated record
CAGGUUUAUUUUCAUUUAACUAUGUACGUGUGUACCAUCAAAUGAAACGAUGUUUCUCUGGACCAGGGUGUAAAGCACAGUACAUGUAACACACACAUAUACACACGAUAACUUAGGAAGUAAGGAUUAUAUCUACAGAUGAACAACAGGAGGUGCAUAAAUUAAAUAUUGUAGGGGACAGUACAAACUCCACAUUUACCAUAAUAAUUAUCACUGAUCCACCGUGCCCCUGCCAACACCAGAGCUGUUUUACUAACAAGGGAAGAUCUGCCAAUGCUGGAAAUCUGAACAGGCCAGGCAGCAUCUAUGGAAAAGAGCACAGUCGAUGUUCUGAGUCCUGCCAAAGGGCUUCAGCCCGAAACAAUGACCGUUUACUCUUUCCGUAGAUGCGACUUGGCCUGCUGAGUUCCUCCAGCUCUUUGUGCGUGUCGAGCUGUUUUACUGAUCUGGUUGUUCACCAGAGCUUCCAAACCUUGUCAAGCAUGCAAACGGCCCUUUGGUCCAUCGUGUCCGUGCUGAACCCCCGCCCUUUACAGUGAUCCCAUCUUUUCCAUCAACUCUCCUGAUUCUACCCCUCACCCGUGCACAAGGGGCCAAUUUACCACCGAACCGCAUGUCGUUGGGACUCGAGGGGAGACCCCAUAUGGUCUCUGUCUCUGUGCUAACUCCACACAGAGAAACAGGCGCCAGAGUUCAGGGUUGAAACCAGGUCGCGGUGUUCUAUGUCUUGCCCUGACCCCUCCCCCCCCCAUCCACCCUGUAUUCAAUGUGACCACCCUGUCUCAAGGCUGUGUGUGUGUGUGUGUGUGUGUGUGUGUGUGUGUGUGUCUCUCUCUCUCUCUCUCUCUGUGCGGUCUCCGUGCACCUGGCUAAAGAAAUUCCUCCUCAUCUUUGUUCUAAAGGGACAUCCUUUUAUUCUGAAGCUGUUCCCAUCUCGUAUUAGACUCUCCACUACAGGAAACAUCCUCUCCACAUCCACUCUAUCUAGACCUUUUAAUACUCGGUUCGUUUCAAUGAGAUCCUACACCACCCCUCCCAUUCCUCAGCAAAUCUUCACUGCUGACACGACUCUCUCAGCUCGUCCCUUCGACAGUGGGACACCCACUCAGCUGGGAUUCUCCACUAAUGUUGCCUCUUGCUCACAAACGGGAACAAGCUCUCAAAGACCCGGGCUAGGCACUGCCCCUCCUCACUGCCCGUCCUACGGCAUGACACUGUCCCGUACCACCCCCCAACAGCACAACACUGCCUCCUCAUUCCCACACCCACCCCACAGCAUGACAUUUUCCUGGUCACUGCCCUCCCACAUUGCUCUCCUCACUGCCCGUCCUACAGCAUGACACUGUCCCGUUCCACCCCCCAACAGCACAACAAUGCCUCCUCAUUCCCCACCCCUACCCCACAGCAUGGUACUUUCCUGGUCACUGCCCUCCCACACUGCGUCAUUCCCUUGGCACCCCGACCUCCGGAGCCUGACACUCUCCACACACGGCACUUUCUCCUCGCUGCCCCUCCCAGUGUCGUAAGCUCAAGGUGGUACAAGCUUACAUAUUCCCAGACUUAGAGGCACAUUCGGAAGGAAAUCAAAAGCAUUUACUGAAUGUUUCAGAGAGCAACAUGUUUCACAGUAAAAGAACGGACAAUGUUACAACUGGCAGCUGGAUCUCAAAACUUUCCAUUUCUCUUCUGUUCUCUGUGUCCCAUCCUCUCCUCAUCUCUGUAUCAUCCUCCAGCCCUGCACCCUAAACUUCUCUCAACUCCAGUCCAUCAGGCACAGGAGCAGAAUUAGGCCAAUCGGCCCAUUGAGUAUGCUACGCCAUUCCAUCGUGCAUGAUUUAUUUUCCCUCUCAACCCCAUUCUCCUGCCUUCUUCCUGUAACCUUUGACUUAUCAAGAACCCAUCAACUCUGCUUUAAAUAUACCGAAUGACUUGGCCUCCACAGCCAUCUGCGGCAAUGAAUUCCACAGAUUCACUACCAUCUGGCUAAAGAAGUUCCUCCUCAUCUCUGUUCUAAAGGGACACCCUUGUAUUCUGACGCUGUGCCCUCUGGUCCUAGACUCCCGACUACAGGAAGCAUCCACUCCACGUCCACUUUAUCAGCAUUCGAUCAGUUUCAAUGAGAUUCUCUCUCAGUCUCCCCUAAACUGACCUGCUUGACUUGGUUUCUGGUCGCCGACCCUGUUUUCUCUUUGUGCUGUCUGAGCAGUAAAUUUCGAUCAAUUCUGUUCACAUGCAUUCUGCCAGGGUAUCUUUUUGCCAGCUUGAGGAUGCAGUAUAAGCUGAACGGUACUGCUGUUAAGCGAAGGAAUGAGUCAAUAACACGCCCAUUUGUGCUUUGCUUGCCAGGCACUCCAUUACGGAUGGGUGCAGGACAUACACACAAGAUGAUUCUGGAAAGGUUUGACGUGCCAGGAAGUUCCUGUGGAGAGAGAAAAAGCGGGUUAACAUUUUAGCUGAGGCACUAUAUAACCACACUACCAAAAGUGUUCACCCCCGUGGAAAUGUUCAUGUUUUAUUGUUGUACAACAUUGAAUCACAGUGCAAUCAACUAUUUUGUCUUUUAUAUUUGUAAUUUAGAUCACUUUGCAGAGAUCUGAUUUCACUUUGACACCAAACAGUCUUUUUCUGUUGAUUAGUUUAAAAAAAAGAUUAAAUCCUUUGUGAAUACUUUUUACAGGCAUUGUAUAUCCUGCACCUAAUAAAGUGGCCACUGAGUUUAUGUUCGUUGUCUACUGCUGCUGCAGCCCGUCCGCUUCAACGUUCGACAUGUUGUGUGUUCAGCAAAUCACUAUUGUUAACACAGUUAUUUGAGUGACUAUCACCUUCCUGUCAGCUUGAACUAAUCUGACCAUUCUCCACAACCUCUCUCAUUAACCGCGUUUUUAGCCACAGAACUGCUGCUCACUGGAUUUGUAAAAAAAUUGUUUCUGGCACCAUUCUCUGUAAACUCUAGAGACGGCUGUACAUGAAAAUCCCAGGAGAUCAGCCGAUUCUGAGAUACUCAUACCACCCCAUCUGGCACACGACGGUGCAGAUUCGAUGGGCUGAAUGGCUAAAAUCUGCUCCUAUUCAAUCAUUCCACGGUCAAAGUCAGUUAGGUCACAUUUCCUCCCCAUUCCGAUGUUUGAGGUACUCUCAAGACCGUAAGGAAUGAUACCAUUAAGAAAGUCUUAGACUUCAAGUACCUCGGGUGAAGAAUGACGAGUUUGGAGAAGGACAUAAAGAUACGGAAGGUGCCGGCAUGGAUGGCAAUGAACGAUAUGAAGGAAAUCUGGACGUCAAACUUGACCAGAGGCUCAAAAUGAGGAUCUUCAUAGCAGUCAGAGAGUCCAUUCUCACGAGACGUGGACACUCACCAAGACCAUGAGAAAGUCACUAGAUGACUGCUAUACACAAACUCUCCGGAUGGCUCUUGACGUGAGUUGGCAACAGCACAUGACGAACGUCGAGCUCUAUGACGACCUACCGAUGCUCACCACUAAAAUCGAGGCGAGAAGACUGAAACUAGCGGGGCACCGUCUACUCCACCCUGAGCUACCUGCCAGCCUAGUCAUCACAUGGGCACCCAAGCACGGGAGGAUGAACCCUGGGCGUCCUCCCAAGACUAUGGUCAUCACGCUCCUAGAAGAUAGUGGCAUGGCUGAUGUAGAUGAACUGAACAUACCGAUGAGGGAGGGGGAGGAGUGGAGAGUCUGUCAUCGUGCCCAACACCAGCCCCCUAGGCCCAAGUUGCAGUAGUAGUAGUCUGAUGUUUGGCAGACCCAUCGUAUGGUCGGGGGCCCUGAUGAUAAAAAUGUUACUGAUCUAACAGAGGGAGCUGGCCAAGACAGGUUGGCAUGGUUGAGGUGGGCCGAAGACUGGUUUCUGUUCUGUAAAACUCUGUGACUUUUUAUAAAGGUAACCAUAAACCCCAUGCAAAUCACUUUGCACCCCUGUCCUCUCCUGGGGGAAUCUGAUAUUCUUACCUGGCCUGGCCUGCGCUUACCUUGCCAACCUGACAGACAUGUCACUGAGAAACAGCUGCAGCCAAUAAACAGGAGCAUCACUGCUAAGCAUCCAGGCCCAUUGACUGGACACUUCCUUCUAGAUUACAGGGGUCCCCGGCCUUUUUGAUGCCACGGACCCCUACCAUCAGCCAAGGGGUUUGACCCCAGGUUGGAUGACCCCGUUAAAAGGAAUGUUGGCAUUUAGAAUGAGAGGGGGAUCUCACAGAGAAAGCCAGCAGAUUCUAGUAUGUCCACUUUAACUGCUCCCUCCUCCAGGUUGUGGGCAGGCUCUUGAGGUGACCCCGUGGGAUCAGGACUGUCUCUCGACCACACCUGGCGAAGCCCUCAAAAGCUCAGGCUCAGUCGCGUUGCACUUGGGAGACGGAAGGAGGCCGUGGCUGGGCGUAGAGUCAGAAAUGCUUGUGUGACAACCAGCAGGCUCGAGCCAGGAGAAGACGUGUGCCCUCUGGUGCCACAGGGUCAGACCACUUGGGUCCUGUCCUCUCACACAAGAAGGGUGGGGCGUACCGCGGCUGUUAACUCGGUGACUAGUCAUUUGAGAUCCAAAUACAAGACUGGGGCGCCGGAAGUUCUGCCUCACCCCUGCAGACAGGGGACAGCCAGGGAGGGCUGCAGUCCCAUGAAGAAGAGGGUCUAUCGAGAAGCCGCGAUCGGGGAGGCAAGCUUGGAAGUGACACGGGGGAGGAGAACAUCCGUUGGAAGGAGAGGGAAAUGGAGGCCCUGCAAACAGCAGGUGAGGCGAGGCUGGGGAGCCUUCAAAGUGCAGAGGGGGCAGGAGGCAAAAGACAACCAGGUGGAGAGGGCAGUGAAGGUAGUGCUUGAGGCAGUGGAGAAGAUGGAGGUAAGGAAGGUGCUGGACAGGCUGGAGCAGGUCUGGGAGGACUUCAUAAAGAUGCAGGGCAGGGCUGGGGGUGGGGAGAAGGAGAGGGACAACAGCGAGAGUUCAGGCGGAACUGCAGCGACACACGUUGGGCAUUGCGAGGAGGUGAGGCCCCCCCCCCCAGAGGUCCACACUGCCACCAUCAACACAGGAACUGCGUCAAGCAUUCCAUCGUCUUUGACCGUCUUUCGAGGGAGCGGGGGGGAGGGGCUCGAUUGAUUCCAAUCCCUGCUGAAAGCAGGGGGCUUUAACGCCAGGGAGACCAGAAGCCCGGAGAGCUUUCAGGCAACUGGAUCACGACACGGAUGGCAAAGUGGGCAUCAAGGACUUCUGCCAAGCCAUGUCCGACACCCGGCUCUUCCUCAAGUUCCUGGCCGAGCUACCCCGCCUGCCAUGUGAGCAACGGGGUGCUCUUCGAAAUCCUGUUGAAGCUUUCAGGGCUGUCGAUCGGAAGCGUUGUGCACUGUUCCUACCAGAGGAUGCGGAAACUGCAGGCGAGCUUCCGCCUCAGGACCAGCGAUGCUUCUCCGAGCUUCUCCCCGGAAUUGGUGGGAGCAGAGCAGCCUGGACCACCAAGCAGUUGCUGGGGUUCUACGAGGUCUUUCAGUUGCUUGGAGACCACGCAGGCUGCAUCUUUGCCUCUGAGGUGUCAAGUGUGAUGUACCAGACGGGGAUCCCACUGAAAAACCCUCUGAUCCCCAACAGUUUGAAGCUUGUGAACUUCAGGGAGAUGGAUCUUCGGGCGUUCUUGUCUGCCGGGCCGAAAGCCGGUGCCAUCGCCAGCUUUCUCAACCCCCCCCCCCCGGUGUGUGGGGUGCAAACCCGCCAGGGCACCGGUAUUUUCAGCAAGUGUCCCAGGAGCAAUGCAAGAGCCCCGACUAAAUAAAUCUGCAAAGAAGACAAGAUCUUAUUCAGUCAUUCAGUCUUAUUCGGUAAAUUCCGUUUUAAGUUUGGUGAGUGUGUUACAGAGCAAAUAAACAGAUAUGCCAUGCUAACAAUAGUCAGAACUGUUAUAAGACCGUCUAACCAAUGGGACUCUGUACACAGAACAUAGGAGACCAUUCAGCCCACAAUGUUGUGCUGAACCAGCUAAAGAGCAAAUCAGAAACACCCAAACACUAAUCCCUCCUACCUACACCAUGUCCCUACCCCUCAAUCUUCUUUACAUCCCUGUGCCUAUCCAAACCUCUCUUAAAAGCCUCUACCCCCAUUCCAGGAACCCACCACUCUCCUUUACCCCUUUGAAUCUACCCCUCUCACAUUCAAUGCAUGCUCUUUGGUAUUACCUGAGAAACAGAUACUCCCUGUCUACUCUAUCGAUGCCUCUCAUAAAUCUUCCAGAACUCCCCUCAGCCCCCAGUGCCUCAGAGUAAACAACCCAACUUUGUCCUACCUCUCAUGACAGCAUAUGCCCUCUGAAGCAGGCAGGCAUCGUGGUGAACCUCUUCUGCACCCCCUCAACAUCCUUCCUCCAGUGCAGCAACCAGAACUGUAUGCAAUACUCCAGAUGUGGCCGAACCAGAGUUUUAUAAAAUUGCAACAUAACCUCUUGACUCUUGAAGUCAAUGCCUUGACUAAUAAAAGCAAGCAUUCCAUAAGCCUUUUGUUUAAAACCACCUUAUAGACCUCUGUAGCCACUUUCAAGGCAUUAUGAACCUGGACCCCAGGAUCUCUCUGCUCAGCACAACUGUUACGGAUUUUACCUUAACAGAGUACUGUGUCUUUGCAUUUGCCCUACUGAGGCGCAUUUAUCUGGGUUAAUCUCCAUCUGCUAUUUAUCUGCCCAUAUCUGCAACUGAUCUUUAUCUUUUACCAGUUUUCUACACUAUCCAUAGCUCCGCCAUCCUUGGUAUCAUCUGCAAACUUAACCAGUUUGUUUAAAAAUCCCCAUGUUCUUCUUUGUUUAUUAAACUCUGGCCUCUUUUGAAGGAACAGGACUAAAUCCCAUUCCUAAAAAGGCUGGGUAACCUUGGUGCCAACUGUUUGUGGCAUCUUGCCCUUUAAUAGAACCUCUACUGUGUCCAAAUGACGACCAAGUCCAAAUUACUCACCAAUCUAGACUUCUUUAUCAGGAAGCGUCGCAGCUUUGAAACUCUCCCUCCUUCCUUUGUAAACCCCUCUGUGGCCCAACAUCACCUUGCCAGCCUCUAGAACCCUCAGAUGCCCAUUCGCCAACUCUGUCCGGCCCCUUCACAUCGUUGCUUUGCUCUGUGACCAAGCCUUUGCUUCUGUUUCAUGCUCCCUUUCUUCUUCAUACUAUUCUCCUCUAAGGUCUUAGAUCUAAUGCCCGAUGAAGUGGUCAAUGAGGAGAGACUAGCUGGGUAGAUACAGUGGGUAUUCAUGCCAUCCCUACUUGCUGUGACCGGCUGACCGGCCAGCUAGCUGAGACAUUAGGUCGAUAAUGAAGGACAAUUGCUGGAUGACAUCAGCAGGACAGGGCUGGGGUGUGUGGGGAGUGGAGGAUCAGGCACAGGGACAGUCAGCUCAGGAAGAUAAAAUCUGCACAACAACGGGUGAUGAAAGGGCUCUCAAUUCCAACGCAGCCCAUGCGUGGUGAACCAGUGCGCAGCACUUAAAACGUGGAAGCCAACUGGGGGGGGGGGUGGAAAACAGUGCAAGAUGGAGGCAUCCACCUCUGGACAAGGGGGAAGGAAUGCAAUGGAGCAAGCGAGGAGGGUGGCAGGGGUAAAGCAGAUGAUCGAACAUCUGCUGAGGAGGAAGCAGAAUGGUGACGAGAAGACGCUGAACGUCCUGGAGAGCACGAUGGGGACCGUGACAAAGAUCAUGGAGGACAUGGAGAAAAUGGACCAUGCCCUGGAUCUUUUGGCCCGGCAGGUGGGGGAGAUAGAAAGGGAGCAUGGAGGAAAACCAAAACAGCAGCACAGGAAGGAGCUCAAGGAGGACAAGGAGCAAAGGAUGGCAUCCAUCUCGAAGCAAGAGAUUCGGAGCACAGCCGUGCCCAGCCUCUCACAAGGGGGCGAGGAGCUGGAGGAGCCAUCGGCGGAGCAAGUGGAGAUGGUGGUGAUGAUCAUAUUGGAGGCAGUGGAGAAGGUAGUAGAAGAGGUGAUGGACAACAUGAUUGGGAAGAUGAUGGAAGAUGAGAAGUUGAUGAUUCAGGCGGAUCAAGUCCUGGGAGAUGUUGUGGACAUACUGGGACGGAUGAUGAAAGGAGACGGAACCAGAGAAGGGCAGAGGAGGGCUGCUGGAAAGGAAAAAGAGGCAGCAGAAGUGGCCUCAAAGAAGGAAGAGGCAUCAAAAAUAAUGGAACAGCCAGUUUUGGAGACUACGACAGAGGUGAUCCCAGGGGAAGAACAGCUGGUGGAGAAGGUGCCAACAGAGGAGAGACGAGGAGAGAUGGUACCAGAGCAGGAGUUGCCAAGACAGGGAAUUCCAGUGGCCAAGGUAAUGGAAGAAGAGGUGAAACCAGAGAAGGAAGAAACACAGAAGGAAGAAGAAUUGCUUGUGCAGCCGGUAUCAGGGAAAGAGGCACCAGCAAUGGAGGUGCUACUGGAAAAAGAGAUACCAGCAGAGGAGGCACCACAAGAGGAAGCGCCAGUAGAAGCGGCAAUGCCAGAAGCGGAGGCGCCAGUGGAAGAGGCAAUGCCGGGAGCGGAGGUGUCAGUGGAAGAGGCAAUGCUUGAGGCAGAGGCGCCAGUGGAAGAAGCAAUGCCUGAGGCUGAGGCGCCAGUGGAGAAGGCAACGCCUGAGGCGGAGGAGGCAAUGUCGGGAGUGGAGGCUCCAGUGGAGGAGGCAAUGCCAGGAGCAGAGGCACCAGUGGAGGCAGCAAUGACUGAGGCUGAGGCGCCAGUGGAGGAGGCAAUUCUGGGAGCGGAGGCGCCAGCGGUGGAGGCAAUGCCUGAGGCAGAGGCACCAACGGAGGAGGCAACGCCAGGAGCAGAGGCGCCAGCAGAGGAGGCAACGCCUGAGGUGGAGGUGCCAGCAGAGGAGGCAAUUCUGGGAGCGGAGGCACCAGCGGAGGAGGCAAUGCCUGAGGCAGAAGCGCCCGUGGAGGAGGCAACGCCUGAGGCGGAGGAGCCAGCAGAGGAGGCAAUUCUGGGAGCGGAGGCACCAGCAGAGGAGGCAAUGCCAGGAGCGGAGGUGCCAGCGGAGGAGGCAAUGCUGGGGGCAGAAGCACCUGUGCAGGAGGCAACGCCUGAGGCAGAGGUGCCAGAGGAGGAGGCAGCGGAGGAGGCAAUGCUGGGGGCAGAAGCACCUGUGCAGGAGGCAACGCCUGAGGCAGAGGUGUCAGAGGAGGAGGCAGCGGAGGAGGCAAUGCUGGGGGCAGAAGCACCUGUGCAGGAGGCAACGCCUGAGGCAGAGGUGCCAGAGGAGGAGGCAGCGGAGGAGGCAAUGCUGGGGGCAGAAGCACCUGUGCAGGAGGCAACGCCUGAGGCAGAGGUGCCAGAGGAGGAGGCAGCGGAGGAGGCAAUGCUGGGGGCAGAAGCACCUGUGCAGGAGGCAACGCCUGAGGCAGAGGUGCCAGAGGAGGAGGCAGCGGAGGAGGCAAUGCCGGGGGCAGAAGCACCUGUGCAGGAGGCAACGCCUGAGGCAGAGGUGCCAGAGGAGGAGGCAGCGGAGGAGGCAAUGCCGGGGGCAGAAGCACCUGUGCAGGAGGCAAUGCCGGGGGCAGAAAUGCCCGUGGAGGAGGCAAUGCCGGGGGCAGAAAUGCCCGUGGAGGAGGCAAUGGCAGGAGAACUGCCAAUGGAGGAGGCAGUGCCCGGGGCGGAAAUGCCUGUGGAGGCAAUGCCUGGGGCAGAUGAGGCAAAGCCGGGAGCAGAAGAGCUAGUGGAGGAGGCAAUGCUGGGAGAGAAGAUGCCAGCAGAGGGGCUCCCGUUAGAGGAGGUGCCAGUGCAGGAGGCACUGGGAGAUGAGGCACUGCUGGGUGAGAAGGUGCUAACAGAAACAUCAGUGGAUGGAGCCCCAGGAGAGCAGGAGGCACCCGCAGAGGAGAUGCCUGGAGCAGAGCUGCUGAAAGAGGAGAAUCUAGCAGAAGAGGCAGCAGUGUCUGGAGAGGAGGGGCCUGUGUCAGAGAUGCCAGGGGAGGGGACACCAAGUGGUGAGGAGGCACCUGUGGAGGAAGCACCAAUGGCAGAGAAGCCAGGGGAGGAGGUAACAGCAGAGGUGAUGGGAGAGGAGGUACCUGAAGAGGCAGAGAAAGGGUUUGCAAGUAAACCAGCAUCAUCUUUAACAUUAGCUGUACAACCACCAGCUGAAAAAAGAGAGUUAACGACCAACGAAGUCGAAGCCUUGCUGCAGAUUUACAACAUCCUGGCAGACAUAGUUAUGGGGCCUAUCGAUUUCAGCCGGUUCAGAGACCUCCUGGUUAGGUUGCAGUACAAUACACCGGAGCCAGUCCUCCAACGAGCCUUUGCCAGCCUGGAUGUGGACCAAGAUGGCGUGCUGAGCGCCGAGGAUUUCUUGAGCACAAUGACCAACGAUCAGCUGUUCUCAUCAUUCAUUGGCGCCCUGCCGGACUCCUGCGAUGACUCCAGCCCCCAGAAGGGGCUCCUGGACGACCGGAUCUUCUUCAAGAUCCUGGCCACGCUGCUGAAGGCUCAGGCUCUCUCCGAGAACACCACAGUCACCCUCCUCGAGUACUACUACAGGAAGAAGAAAGGUGCCAGGCUGAGGACCAAGUGGGCAAAGGGUGAAGAUCUGAAAGACAGGACCUUCAUGGGCAUCUCAAUCUACAGCCUGAUCCAGUACCUGGACCUCCUGGAACCUGACGAUGACUACAAAGAAGGUGCCCUGACACCGGGCCAGGUUGCUGCCUUGACAGAGGUGUUCCAGCUCUUCGAGAAGGGCAGUGACGGGAGCUGCAUCGAGCCGGGGGGCGUGCUGGAGAUGAUGCGCAGACUGUCCAUAAGGGUCAGCAACCCUUUCAUCCCGGACGAGGAGAAGUUUGAUAAGGUGAACUCGGGAAGAGGGGUGGGGCUGGGAGACUUCCUGCGUAUCAUGAGCGACACGGACACCUUUGACCACUUCCUGAGAGCCGAGCAUCCUGCAACCUGUGGUCCCCCCCUGCCCCCAGAGGUGAUGGCCUUUGGCGUGCUGCUGGCCCGCCUGGAGCACGAGGAAGAGGAGAGGGGCGUCCACCCAGAGAGCCGCCGCAUCCUGGUCGAUUACUACCGCCAGAAGUACGGGGAGAUCAAAGACAGCCUGCCACGUCGCGCCGCUAAGGCAGAGGCCCCGGCGCGGCAGUCCGCUGCCCCUCCCAAGAAGCCACCCAAGGGGAUCAAGAGGGGCAGGGAGGAGGUUGCACCUCUGAAGCUGAGGCCAGCCAGGCCGGUGGGAGAGGAAGCUUUGGCUGCACCUCGCAAGCAAAGCCCGCCUGGCAAGGAGGGGCAGGGCAGGAAGCCCCAGAGCAUCGAGGGAGGCAGAGGCCGGGGCGCGGGCCGAGGCAGGAGACCUCCGACGGCUGGCCGCGUCCGCAGGCGCUCCAGGGCGCCGACCGCUCUGGAGCAGCCCCGGAGCCCGGAGGCCGGUCGGCCCCGCCGGGAGAAGACGCCAUUGUCUGUGGCGGCCAGGGGAGGCCCGCUCACCCGGCCCAGCCUGCUGGAAAAGACCCGCACCUACCGGCAACAAUGUGCCAGCUGGAUCCUGAAGCCUGAGGAGCGGAGCCCGAAGCCCAAGAGGAGGAAGGCCAAGAUCAAGCCCGGCCACUGAGUGUCAGCAUCCGCAAUCGGUCAAUAAAACACCCACUGUCUCCCUCAUGUCCUCGAACACCAUGUCGGUCGGCUGGCAGCUGGCGUCCAUGACAACAGCCGCCACUCACUUGGCUUGUUCCUCCCCCUGCACGUUUUAGCCAAUCACCUCGUCUGGUUCUCUCUUCCCUCCCAACAUUCGUCCAAUCCCAGGCACCCGCUACCUCAACCCUCACCACCACCACCACUCCCAAGACAGCACCUCUAUUGUCAACCAAUCGCCAUCCUCCAUCGUCAAGCCAGUCACAAUUGGGAUUACUCUGUCCAGCCAAUCCCAUGCCUGCGCUCCCAAUUUCGGUCCCAAUCUCGAUGCCACUGCCAAGCAAUCACCAAUUAGCAAACAAAUGAAAUCUGAUCUCAAGAUCCCAGUCAACCAGAUCGAGCCAUGUUACCAAGACACAGCCCCAUUCCAACACUCACUGUCAACAAAAUGCCCCCACAGUCCGGGAUUUCCAGCCAAACCCCCAGCUCCAUCACCGACCCAUCCCCAGACUCACACCCAAUCAACCAACUACAGGCUGGCCCCGUCUGCCACCUUUGCCUGCCCAGAGACCAUCAGUACCCA